Menidia menidia (Atlantic silverside) is the source of this 741-nucleotide messenger RNA. Lineage: Eukaryota; Metazoa; Chordata; Actinopteri; Atheriniformes; Atherinopsidae. The record is from the annotation of a GenBank genome assembly.
AAGCAGUACCUGAAGAACGUCUCGGCCCAGAGGGACUGCUUCCAUUCGCACUUUAUUCAGCGCCUCACACGCUUCCCGCCCUGGCCUCAGAUCCCAUCGCUCAGGGGGAAGCAGACGGAGCUCUGCUCCGUUUCAUCACUCUGCCCGAUAAAGCUGCAGCUCCCAGGUGGUUCAGAUCACCCAAUCCUGAUACGGCGUUCAGGACACGGUGCCCGGGACUAUCAGAAACCUCCUGUGCCUCCCACUCAGGGCCUCAGGGGGAGAGAGGAGUCCAGAGUUAAUGUGCUUGUGACUGCAGUGCGCCUGCCGGAUGGUCUGUCCUUCGUUAUCUACGAGUUCUGGGAUGGAGAGGAGGAGUGGAAGAGCGGCCUGGUGCAGCGUGAACAGAGACUGAGCAUGAAGACACUCAACUACACGCCAAGACUCCUGGACACUCCACUAUUCUUUACCCCCCCCCCCCUCCCCUCUGACCUGCCCCUGCCCCCUCAGCCCUCACACCCCUCCCCUCUUUUUCCGAGCCCGGCUCCUCCCGGCCGUUCAGCUCCCGCUGAGCAGACCACACCUCUGAGCAGAAUCCGUUGUCAGAUCGACAUGCAAACUCAGGAAAAACAGAAACGUGAACCUCUGACAACUGUCCACCUAGUGCCCACCUCCCCGGGCCGGGAUCUUAGAGCCCCGGAGUGGCCUCAGAGUGACCCCGGAGUGGCCCGGGAUCUCCACCGGAGGCCGGGCGAUAAGUGA